AUGACAACGAACUCUUUUCCACGUAUUCCCAUUGCCAAUAAAAAGAAAAACAACGAACAGAAAGUCAAUCUCUUUGAACUACAAUCUGAUGACGAUUGGACUCGAGCAAUUCAUCAUAAUCUCAACAUAAAACGGCGAACAUGCACUACAUUUAUUCCAAAAUCUUCAGCAACUAGUGACACUAGUAAAAAUAAAAAUGAUGUUCAAUGUGGUUGCAAUCGUCUUCGUCGUGAACAUUCUUGGGAUGUUUUCGAAGGAAAAGAUCUUCAAUGGAAUCGAAACGAGCAUACAAGAUCGGCUUGCAAUAAUGCAUAUGGAUAUAUGCCGAAUACUCGUGCACAUUAUAUUCGAUGUGAUAUUAAAACGCAUCCAAGUAUUCUUGCUAAGUUAAUGUUUGACGUAUGGAAAGUUAAGGAACCACAAUUAAUAAUGUGUAUUAUUGGAGGAGCUAAAUAUUUCAAAUUAAAUGAACGACUUGAAAGAGAAUUUAUGAAAGGUAUUAUUCAAGCUGCAUUGAGAGCAGAUGGUUGGAUUGUAACAACGGGAUUUAAAACGGGUGUUGUACAACUUGUUGGUGAAGCUAUUCAUGAUCAUAAAGUAACUCAUCCACGAAGUUAUAUUACCGCUAUUGGUUGUUCAAAAUGGGGUGCAACUAAAAAUCGAGCAUUACUCAUAUCAUCAAAAAUAUCAACUGAUUCCACUCAAGAUAGAAUGAUAAGUACAUCAAAAAGUAUGAAAGGUCAACAAGAUCUUGAACCUAAUCAUACACAUUUUCUAUUACUUGAUGAUGGAACUUAUUAUGGAUAUGAUAUUGGAGAUUAUCGAACAAAAUUUGUUCUCGAAGCUUCACGUUAUAAGAAAAAUGUUCCUGUUGUGACUAUAGUCGUUGAAGGUGGUCCAGAUACAUUAGCAACAAUUUAUAAAGAUCUUUCUAAUGGUAUACCAGUAGUAUUGAUUAACGGUAGCGGUCGAGUAUCUAAUCUUCUUGCUAAUUUUCUGACUCGUACAGAAUCAAUGAUUAGCCGAAGUGAAAAAGAUAAUGAUAGUAUUUAUUGGGAACAAGUAAUCAAUAUCGAAGAACCAGAUGAUAUUGAAAAAUUAACAACAAAAUUUCGUUCUUAUGCCGAUGAAAUACGUGAUGGUUUAAGAAAUAUAUCUAAAGGAUCAAAAACAUCAGACAAACAGAUAGAUGAAUUAUUUAAAUAUUUUCUUUACUGUUUACAACGAGCUGUUCGAUCUAAAAUUCGAAUAUUUAGUCUUGAUAGUGAUGAAUCUUUAGAUGAUACUAUUUUCGAAGCUAUUGUAGAAGCAAAACAACAAGAAAGUCUAGAAAAAAAUAAAGCCGUUAAUCGAGAACAAUUAUUAUAUUUAGCACUUGCUUGGAAUGCUAUUCACGUAGCGAAAGUACAUAUCAUUAAAGAUGAUUUAACUGAUCUACGUUCAGACACUAAAGAGAAAUUAUUUUUUGAUGCGCUUUUACUUGAUCGCCCACAAUUUGUUAAUACAUUUAUUAAAUUAAAUUUUGAUUUAACUCAUAUGUUCUAUGAAAGACAAACUAAUCAACCAUGGAAAUUAAGAUUGAAUCAACUACUUAGAUUAUAUAACAACGAUGACAAGAAGAAUAACGAACGUUUGUAUUUAUUUAAAAAAUGUUGUGGCAACAAAACAAUUGAUUCCGAACAAGAUCUGGAUCUAUUAUUAAAAAAAUUAAUAGGUGAUUAUUUUAAACCAAUAUAUACUCGUACUGUCACUGACUUCUGGGAUCGAUUAAAAAUAUGCUUUCGAUGUUCAAUUGGAGCUUGUGUUGAGGAUAAUAGUACGGUUUGGUAUGCAGAUUAUAAUGGCGAUGAUUCUGAAGUACCUGAUCCAGAAGAAGCUCAAAAAGAAGUUCGAGAACUUGUUUUUCUGCCUAUUGUGACUAUAGUCGUUGAAGGUGGUCCAGAUACAUUAUUAACAAUUUAUGAAGAUCUUUCUAAUAAUAUACCGGUAGUAUUAAUUGACGGUAGUGGUCGAGUAUCUAAUCUUCUUGCUAAUUUUCUUAAUCGUACGGAAUCAAUAAUUAAUCGAAGUGAAAAAGAUAAUAAUGGUGAUGAUUGGAAAAAAGUAAUCCAUAUGAAAGAAGCAGAUAAUAUUGGAAAAUCAAAAACAAAUUUUCUUCCUUAUGUAAAUGAAAUACGUGAUGGUUUGAGAGAUAUAUCUAAAGGAUCAAGCUCAUCAACAAAACAAAUCAAUAAGUUAUUAGAAUAUUUUCUAUAUUGUUUACAGCCAACUGUUCGAUCAAAAAUUCGAAUAUUUAGUCUUGACAGUAACGAAUCUUUAGAUGAUACUAUUUUCAAAGCUAUUGUACAUGAAAAAAAUACACCAGUUGAUCGAGGACAUUUAUUUCAUUUGACUUUGGCUUGGAAUGCUAUUCAUGUAGCAAAAGAAUAUAUUAUUAAAGAUGAUUUAAAUGAUCUUGGUUCAGACACUAAAGAAAAAUUAUUUUUCGAUGCACUUUUGCUUGACUGUCCACAAUUUGUUAAUACAUUUAUUAAAUUAAAUUUUGAUUUAACUCAAAUGUUUUAUGAAAAACAAAUAAAUCAACCAUGGAAAUUAAGAUUGAAUCAGUUACUUAGAUUAUAUAACAAUGAUGAUAGCAAGAAAAAUAGAGAACGUCUUUAUUUACUUAAAAAGUGUCGGAACAACAAAUCAAUUGAUUCCGAAGAAGAUCUUGAUCUAAUAUUAAGAAAAUUAAUAGGUGAUUAUUUUAAACCAAUAUAUACUCCUUCAGUCACUAACUUCUGGAAACGAUUAAAACUAUUUUCAUCGAGAUCUCGUAUGGCGGAUAAUCGUGCAAUUGUAUAUGAAGAUUAUAAUAGCAAUGAUUCUGAAGUACCUGAUCCAGAAGAAACUCAAAAAGAAGCUCGAGAACUUGUUUUUCGUGAUUUAUUUUUAUGGUCAAUAUUAACAAAUCGUGUUGAAAUGUCCAAAGUUAUAUUAAGCCAUAUGCAAACACGUAUAAGUGCUGCAUUAAUAGAAUCAAAAAUUUUAAAAUCAUACAAAAAAUGUGCUUAUGACAAUGAAGCAAAGGGUGUUUUAUAUUGUCAAGCUGAACAAUUUGAAGAAUAUGCAAAUGAAUGUUUAAAAUGUUCUUAUUAUCUUCAUGAAGAAAAAGCACAUGAAAUAGCUAUACGAAGUAUUAAUGUAUUUGGUGGUGUUUCAUGUCUUCAAGUAGCUGUAGAUGCUGAUGAUAAAAGUUUUGUUAGUCAACCAUGUUGUAAUCAACUUUUAAAUAAUAUUUGGCAUGAUAAAAUAGAACCAAUUCAAUUCACAUUACUUCAACGUAUUGGAUUAUUGUUAAGUAUUUGUACAUUUGGUUUAUUAGCACCAGUUUUUAUAACAUUUCGUGAAGUUAAAUCAGCUCCUAUUGAUUUUAAUAAUAAUCGAAAAAGAACUAAUUAUAUAACUGUUAAUGAAACAGAACAAGAAACAAAAUCAUUAUCAUCUAGAAUAAAAAAAAGAUUAAAAGAUCAUGGUAUAAAUUAUUCUGAUAUAUAUACAUGGCGAUCAGACAGUUGUUCGCAAGGAUGUUUAGAUUAUUUUCGUCAUUUAAAACAAUUUCAUGAAUCACCACUUAUUAAAUUUUCGUAUAAUGCAGCUAGUUAUAUAUUUUUUCUAUUACUCUUUUCUUAUUAUUUAUUAUUCAAUUUUAAAAGUUCAACCAAUGGUAGUUCACGUAUACAUUGGACAGAAGUUUUAUUGAUUAUUAUUGUAACAACAAUGCUUUUUGAAGAUAUUCGACAAUUCUUUUGGCAAGAUAAUCGAUCAAUAAUUGGAAAAUUAUCUAAUUAUUUUAUAAAAAAUCUAUUUAUUUCUUUAAUUCGUAUUACAUCAUAUAUACUUUUUUAUAUUGGUUUUAUUCUUCUUUUUACAUAUGCAUCUACUGAUGAAAAUUUAACAGUUGCUAAAAUUAUUCUUGCUUAUGAUCUUGAGAUUUGGUAUAUACGAUCAUUAGCUUUCCUUGGCGUUCUACGUAAAAUGGGACCAAAACUUGUUAUGAUACGAAAAAUGGUAUUUAAAAAUAAAACAAUAAAUCUUUUAAUAUUUUAA
This is a messenger RNA of Rotaria sp. Silwood2, 4089 nucleotides long. The record is from the annotation of a GenBank genome assembly. Lineage: Eukaryota; Metazoa; Rotifera; Eurotatoria; Philodinida; Philodinidae.